This is a messenger RNA of Loxodonta africana (African savanna elephant), 5163 nucleotides long. It is a transcript of the gene HR, whose product is annotated as HR lysine demethylase and nuclear receptor corepressor. The transcript has 19 exons. Gene Ontology annotation, cellular component: chromatin; histone deacetylase complex. The record is from RefSeq and is a predicted model, not a curated record. Gene Ontology annotation, biological process: regulation of transcription by RNA polymerase II. The coding region runs from base 104 to 3652 and encodes 1182 amino acids. Gene Ontology annotation, molecular function: transcription coregulator activity; chromatin DNA binding; histone H3K9 demethylase activity. NCBI's taxonomy places the organism in Eukaryota, Metazoa, Chordata, Mammalia, Proboscidea, Elephantidae.
CGAGCGCCCGGCGCCGGCCAGGACGCCCGCCGCCGCCUGCGCUGCGCCCGGCCGGUGAAGCCCAGGGACCCCUCUGGGAGAGCCCCAUGAGGGCAGGAGAGUGAUGGAGAGUACGCCCAUCUUCCUGAAGGACAUCCCAGCUUGGCAGAAGACAGCCUCUGAGAACGGCACCGUGGGACAGGAGCUGGGUACCCCACAGCAGGAUGACCUGCGCCAUGGGGCGCUGUGCCUGGAAGAGCCUGUUCCCUUCUGGAGGGGUGUCCUGAGCACUCCAGACUCCUGGCUUCCCCCUGGUUUCCCUCAGGGUCCCAAGGAUGUACUCCCACUGGUGGAGGGCGAGGGACCUCAGAAUGGGGAGAGGAAGGCCAGCUGGCUGGGCAGCAAGGAGGGGCUGUGUUGGAAAGAAGCAAUGCUUGCCCAUCCUCUGGCAUUCUGUGGGCCAGCAUGCCCGCCUCGCUAUGGCCCCCUGAUUCCUGAGCAUAGUGGUGGCCAUCCCAAGAGUGACUCUGGAGCCUUCCGGUCCUUGCACUGCCCCUUCCUUCUGGAGACCAAGAUCCUGGAGCGAACUCCUUUCUGGGUGCCCACCUGCUUACCACCUUACCUAGUAUCUGGUCUGCCCCCAGAGCGUCCAUGUGACUGGCCCCUGGCACCGUACCCUUGGGUAUACUCAGCGGGCCAGCCCAAAGUGCCCUCUGCCUUCAGCCUAGGCAGCAAGGGCUUUUACCACAAGGAUCCAAGCAUUCUCAGGCUGGCAAAGGAGCCAUUGGCAUCUGCAGAAGCUGGGUUGUUGGGCUUAGCCCCUGGUGGGCACCUCCAGAGAGCAGGGGAGUUAGAACGCCCUUUGCUCCACCAGAGAGAUGGAGAGACAGGAGCUAGCAAACAUCAGAAUCUCUGCCCACUUUUCCUGGGGCGUCCAGACUCUGCUCCCCAGACCCCCUGGCCCGCUUGUCCCCCAAGCCUGGUUCACACUCUUGGAAGUGUCUGGGCUGUACCAGGGAGUGGGAGCCAGCUGGAACCAACAGCCACAUCACAGUGCUCCUCUCCUGGGCCUCCUACCGCCCAGGCGGGCUGUUGCUCAUCUCACCCACCCGAGAGAGAUGGGAGCCUUGGCCCUUGUGGGAAAUGCCAAGAGGGCCUAGAUGGGGGCACCAGUGGGGCAAGCGAAUCCAGUGAUGAAGUGAACAAGCCCCCUGACCCCAGGGCCUGCCUGCCCAGCCACCACACCAAGCUGAAGAAGACAUGGCUCACACGACACUCUGAGCAGUUUGGGUGCCCAGGUGGUUGCCCUGGGGACGAGGAGAGCCCAGCUGGCCAGCUCCGGGCCCUCAAGAGGGCAGGCAGCCCUGAGGUCCAGGGAGCAGAGGGCAGCCCAGCCCCCAAGCGCCCACCUGACCCUAUCCCAGGCAGCACGGGGCAGGGGGCCAGAGAUUGGCAGGAAGUGCUGAACUCAUCAAUAGGGAACAAGGCGGAGGCAGAACAGCGUGAUGACCAGAGAGGAACCCGAGAUGGCAGGGCCAGCCUUCAGGAUGAGGGGCUUCAGGAUGUACCUUGCCCAGCUCACCUGGCAGGCGUCUCUCAAUGCCAAGGCUGUGCUCAGGCAGCUGGAGAGGUGGGAGGGCUGGCCUGCCACUCCCAGCACGCAAAGAGAUUGUCUCGGGGAGGGGAAAAGCAGCCAGAGGAGGACUCAGCAGCCAGCUCCCAGGAGGGAGGAGGUUCUGGCCCAGAGGUGCAGCUCAGCAUGGGCCUCGCCAAGCACCUGCUAAGUGGUUUGGGGGACCGAUUGUGCCGCCUGCUGCGAAGGGAGCGGGAGGCCCUGGCCUGGGCACAGCGGGAAGGCCAGGGGCCAGCUGCUACCGAGGAUGACCCACGUAUUCUGCGCAGCUGCAGCCGUUGCCAACAUGGACUCUUCAACACCCACUGGAGAUGCCCCCACUGCAGCCAUCGGCUCUGUGUUGCCUGUGGUCGCAUGGUGGGCGCUGGGAGGGCCAGGGAGAAAGCAGGCUCUCAGGAACAGUCCACAGAGGAGUGUGCCCAGGAGGCUGGGCACAGUGCCUGUUCCUUGAGGCUGACCCAGAUUGUCUCUAGCCAGGUUUUGGCAGAACUGAGCACUGCAAUGCACCAGGUCUGGGUCAAGUUUGACAUUCGCGGGCACUGCCCCUGCCAAGCUGAUGCCCGGGUGUGGGCUCCUGGAGAUGGGGGCCAGCAGAAGGAGCCACCAGAAAAAACUCCCCCAACUCCACAACCUUCCUGCAACAGGAAUACCAACAGGACCAAGGACAUGAAAGAGGCAGAGAUCCCAGACUCCACAGAGACACCAGCAGAGGACCGCUCAGGCCGAGGGCCCCUGCCUUGUCCAUCUCUCUGUGAACUGCUGGCCUCCACUGCUGUCAAACUCUGCCUGGGGCACGAUCGGAUACACAUGGCCUUUGCCCCUGUCACUCCGGCCCUGCCUAGCGAUGACCGCAUCACCAACAUCCUGGACAGCAUCAUUGCACAAGUAGUGGAGCGGAAGAUCCAGGAGAAAGCCCUGGGGCCGGGGCUGCGGGCUGGACCCGGCCUGCGCAAGGGCCUGGGCCUGCCCCUCUCGCCAGUACAGCCCAGGCUACCUACCCCUGGGGCUUUGCUGUGGCUUCAGGAGCCCAGGCCUCACCGUGGCUUUCACCUUUUCCAGGAGCACUGGAGGCAGGGCCAGCCCGUGUUGGUGUCAGGGAUUCAGAGGACAUUGCGAGGCAACCUUUGGGGGAUGGAAGCUCUUGGGGCACUUGGAGGACAGGUGCAGGCGCUGACACCCCUCGGGCCUCCCCAGCCCACAAGCCUAGGCAGCACAACAUUCUGGGAGGGAUUCUCCCGGCCUGAGAUUCGCCCGAAGUCAGAUGAGGGCUCUCUCCUCCUGCUGCGCAGAGCUCUGGGGGAGAAAGACACCAGCAGGGUGGAGAACCUGGCUGCCAGCCUGCCACUCCCAGAGUACUGUGCCUGCCAUGGAAAACUCAACCUGGCUUCCUACCUCCCACCGGGCCCUGCCCUGCGUCCACUGGAGCCCCAGCUCUGGGCAGCCUAUGGUGUGAGCCCACACCGUGGACAUCUGGGGACCAAGAACCUAUCUGUGGAGGUGACUGACCUGGUCAGUAUCCUGGUAUACGCUGAAGCACCACUGCCGGCCUGGCACCGGCCACAGAAAGACUUCCUCACAGGCCUGGAUGGGGAGGGGCUGUGGUCUCCAGGCAGCCAGGUCAGCAUCGUGUGGCAUGUGUUCCGAGCACAGGACACUCAGCGCAUCCGCCGCUUUCUCCAGAUGGUGUGCCCUGCUGGGGCAGGCACCCUGGAGCCCGGAACCCAGGGCAGCUGUUAUCUGGAUGCGGGGCUGCGGCGGCGCCUGAGGGAGGAGUGGGGUGUAAGCUGCUGGACCCUGCUGCAGGCCCCCGGAGAGGCCGUGCUGGUCCCCGCAGGGGCUCCCCACCAGGUGCAGGGCCUGGUUAGUACAAUCAGUGUCACUCAGCACUUCCUGUCCCCUGAGACAUCGGCCCUCUCUGCUCAGCUCUGCCACCAGGGACCCAGCCUGUCCCCUGACCACCGCCUGCUUUAUGCCCAGAUGGACUGGGCCGUGUUCCAAGCAGUGAAGGUGGCUGUGGGAACAUUACAAGAGGCUAAAUAGGGUGACCUCAGGUGUCUGGGGACAGGGGCAAGGAAUAGGUAGACCAGGUGCUCAGCCAGGCCACAGCUUCAGCAGGAAGAGAUGCUCGGGGAUUUGGGGACUUUUGGUUAAUCCCACAAACACCACUCUGGGUAUAAACAGAUUGCCCCAUUCCAUGCCCCUGCCCUGGGCACUAAAGCCAACAACCAUAGUGCUACCAAAGCUCCCACCUGCCCUUUGUGAGGCUGGCAUCUCCUCUGCCCCAUGCCCCGCUUCAUGAUACUGGGCCCACCAACCCAGGAGAAAAAGAGCCCUUCCUUGGGGGACCUUGGGAAUCCUUCUGGCUUUAGCAAUACCUCCUUCCGCUGCCUCAUCACCUUCUGCCCCCACCCAUGCCCUGAGCUCUGUUCACACCACCCUCAUCCUCCCUGGGCCCUGGGCAACCCUUUGCACUGCAGGCAUUGCUGGGCAAGGGGCCCUUGAAAUCUGCCCUCUCACUGGAGAGCUGUGAAGUGUGGGGAAGGGAUGGGACCAGGGGACUGCCCGGGCUUGGCUGGAGGGAGUGAUUGGGGCGAUGCCACCCUGCCUGUGCUCCUCCCUCCCUCCGUCCUCUCUCCUUUGAGAUUUCCAUUAAAGUCUGUUGUUCUGUGAACGCUGCCAGUGUGGUUGGCACUGCUCAUGCAGGCCACGUGGUCUGGGGAGGGAGAGGAGACAUGGAAAUUUGCUCAGGAGCAGGGGCAAAUGGAGUGGGUGGGUGGGAAGCUGGGGCCGGGGUAACAGGGACCGGCAGCACCUCUGCCUGCUCUUUUCCUGGGGGCCCAGGUCCCUGGCUCUCACUGAGAAGAUAAAGCCUUCUAUGUGGCUGCCCCCCAAAGAUGGCUCCUGACAGACACAGCAUUGAGGCAGAGCCCUGGGGCAGAACAGCACUGCUUCCCUGGGCAGCAAUGGCCCGCAGAGACCCUGGAUCUGCAACCCUCUCUGCAAACCCCAGGCCCCAGCCACCCACCUCUCCUGUCUGACCUGAGGUAGAGAUCCAUGCAUGUGGCCCAGAGGAGCCCUUGCCCAGCGGGUCAGCCCUGAGUGCCUCAGACAGCUGACUGCCCCCCACUUCCCUCUGGUGUGACUCUGCCCCUCCACCCCUCUGCUUGUAUAUCUCAGCCCCAUACAUGCGCCAAGUAUUGUUGUACCUGAUUGUUUCUGUGGUGGUUAGGGGAAUUUUUUUAUUAAAUAAUUUUUUUUUAAACGUUAAUAUACUUUCAGAAAAAUUACAAAAUAAGAAAAAGCCACCUGUAAACCCAUCCCUACCUGCUCUAGGCUGAACCACUAUUAGUAUUUUGGUAUGUUUCCUUUUGGUAUUUUCCACAAGGUUUUGUACUUGGUUUCUGUCUUUUAACAUUGUAUUAUAGACAUUGUCCAAGUUGCUACCAAACCUUCAUUGAAAUGUCCCAUUAUAUCCCAUUAAGUGGUUUUGCCAUGAUUUAUGUAACCAUCCCCCCCUCUUUUUUUUAAUUUAGAUUUCUUCAUUGUUCAGA